AUGUCUUUGCAGUGGGUCCGUCGCGCAGGUGUGCUUCGGCACCUGCAUCUCGGUGAUGCGAUGGCUCGUCCUAGUCGUGUGACCGGAUUACAGAACCAACUUCGCCGUCUAUGUCUCUCCAGCCAACCUAGACUGACUCCGCUGGUCGGAGCUCUCUCUACCAUCACAUCCCAGCAGUCUCACUCAUAUGCGACUGAUGCCUCUCGCCCUAAGCCCAAGAAAUCUACCAAGGCCACCGCUGGCACGCGCAAGAAGAGCACAGCACCAAAAAAGAAGCGCGAGUUGACAGAAAAGCAGAAGGAAGCUAAGGAGAAGAAGAAGCAACGUGAUCAUAUCAAACAACUCAAGGAAACUGCACUGGAGACCCCAAAGAAGCUCAUUGCGGCCGGCCACCGUCUUGCUUUCCAGUCAAAAUUUGCCGAGCUCCGACCUCAUCACUCGGACAUUGUGGAGACAUUCAGCGCUGCAUCCACGGCUGUUAAGAAUAUGACUGCCGAUGAAUCUGAACGAUUCCAAAACCAAGCCGAGGAAAAUCGUGCUGCCAACGAGGCCUCUCUUGCGUCAUGGCUCAAGCAACUUACCGGCAAGCCGGCUCGCCUCAUCGUCGAUGAUCGUCUGGUGAAGCGGCCGGUGUCUGCCUUUUUCUGGUUCAUGAGCGAGCGCAAAGCGUCCGGUGAUCUCAAGUACAUGCAGACACCCGAAGUCGCGAAGCAGAUCGCACAGGAGUGGAAUGACAUGACUGAGACUGAGAAAGCACAAUACCAGAAGAUGCAGGCGGAUGACAAGGAGCGGUACAUUCGUGAGCACAAGGAGGUAUACGGCAUGGAUCCUAAGCGCACCAAGCAGGAUUAA
This is a messenger RNA of Penicillium pulvis, 852 nucleotides long. Its product is annotated as HMG-box domain-containing protein. The coding region runs from base 1 to 852 and encodes 283 amino acids. The record is from RefSeq and is a predicted model, not a curated record. The transcript is spliced from 4 exons. NCBI's taxonomy places the organism in Eukaryota, Fungi, Ascomycota, Eurotiomycetes, Eurotiales, Aspergillaceae.